GAGCGGAUGUGCUUGGUUUCAGGACCGGAAGUGUUUGUGUGAGGCUGCAGCGUGAAAAACGCCGAGUUGAAACCGGGUCCGGGUUCAUCUGAUCCACAUUGUCCCCCUCGGUAACCGGAGACUGAGUUCCUGCUCCGGUACCGGCAGCUGCUGCUCGAGAGAAGACGGUCCGCCGUUAGCCGGUGGAGUGACGUCAUGGCGGCGGGAAGCGCGGCGGCGGUUGGUGACGUAGAAGAAGACGCGUCACAGCUCCUGUUUCCUAAAGAGUUCGAGAGCUCGGAGACGCUGCUGAACUCCGAGGUGCACAUGCUGCUGGAGCACCGCAAGCAGCAGAACGAGAGCGCCGAGGACGAGCAGGAGCUGUCCGAGGUCUUCAUGAAGACCCUCAACUACACCGCCAGGUUCAGCCGCUUCAAGAACCGGGAGACCAUCACUGCCGUGCGCAGUCUCCUGCUGCAGAAGAAGCUCCAUAAGUUCGAGUUGGCCAGUUUAGCCAAUCUGUGUCCCGAAGCUGCAGAGGAGGCCAAAGCCCUGAUCCCCAGUCUGGAGGGUCGGUUUGAAGACGAGGAGCUGCAGCAGAUCCUGGAUGACAUCCAGACCAAGAGAAGCUUCCAGUACUGAGACCAGGUCCAGCCCCACCACCCUUUUUUUUAUUAUCAGGACUGAACUGAUGGAUGCUGAUUAUGUGAUCCGAUGACAUCACAAUAAACUUUACUUUGUCUUUUUA
Cyclopterus lumpus (lumpfish) is the source of this 727-nucleotide messenger RNA. It is a transcript of the gene polr2d, whose product is annotated as polymerase (RNA) II (DNA directed) polypeptide D. Lineage: Eukaryota; Metazoa; Chordata; Actinopteri; Perciformes; Cyclopteridae. Bases 196 to 621 code for a protein of 141 amino acids. Gene Ontology annotation, cellular component: RNA polymerase II, core complex; P-body. The transcript is spliced from 4 exons. Gene Ontology annotation, biological process: nuclear-transcribed mRNA catabolic process, deadenylation-dependent decay; mRNA export from nucleus in response to heat stress; positive regulation of translational initiation. Gene Ontology annotation, molecular function: translation initiation factor binding; nucleotide binding. The record is from RefSeq and is a predicted model, not a curated record.